UCUUCUUCCUGUUUGAGUUUUUGGCCCAGAGAAAAGUGGACUUUCUGUCUUUGAAAUCAUCUCUUUACAUAUACAGCAACAAAUUUUCAAGGGUUUUUAUUUCUUUGAGAUGUUGGCAUAGGUAUUACUACUAUGAUGAUCUGAAGAGAGAGAGCGAGAGAGAGAGGGAUAUAUAUAUAGAGAGAGAGAGAGUGUGUUUUGUUCUUGCAUGGCUAGCCAAAGACUUGGAGAGGCAGCCUUGUCUGAGUCUGGACCUUCACACCAUCAUCACCACAUUCCGUAUUCGCUGCCCCACAUGCUUCACCACCCGAAUACGAGUUUCAUAAGAAAUCAAGAAGGAUCUGCGUUUGAUUUUGGAGAGCUGGAAGAGGCUAUAGUUCUCCAGGGAGUGAAGAUCAACAAUGAUGAGACAAAACAACCUUUAUACACCACAGUCAGGCCUGCAGCAACUCUGGAAAUGUUCCCUUCUUGGCCUAUGAGAUUCCAGCAACAUACCCCAAGAGGAAGCUCAAAAUCAGGAGAAGAGAGUACUGAUUCCGGAUCAGCUGUCAACACACUUUCCACCACUAGGUUGGAGCCUGACUCUCCCAUCAGCAGAAAGACAUCUUCAGACCACCGCCUUCCGCCGCCGCAAAUGGACACCGGAAGUGGAGUUGAUAGCCCAAGAACAGGUGGUUCACAGACUCAACCAGCUGCCAAACAAGCUCCAGAAAAGAGAAGGGGACCUGGUUCUAAUUCAGAGAAAGUUCUGGAUGCCAAGACAUUGAGAAGAUUAGCUCAAAAUAGGGAAGCAGCAAGGAAAAGCAGGCUUAGGAAGAAGGCUUAUGUACAGCAGCUAGAAUCAAGCAGGAUUAGGCUCACUCAGCUGGAACAAGACCUUCAGAGGGCACGGUCACAGGGACUUUUCUUAGGAGGAGGUGGGGUUGCAGGUGGCAAUAUUAGCUCUGGUGGUGCAAUAUUUGACAUGGAAUACGCACGGUGGUUAGAGGAUGACCAUAGGCAUAUGUCCGAGCUUCGAACCGCAUUGCAAGCUCACUUAUCCGAUGGUGAUUUGAGGGUAAUAGUGGAUGGAUACAUUGCUCAUUACGAUGAGAUCUUUCGGCUGAAAGGGGUUGCCGCUAAAUCCGAUGUCUUCCACCUGAUUACCGGAAUGUGGACUACACCCGCCGAGCGAUGUUUUCUUUGGAUGGGUGGUUUCCGCCCGUCCGAUCUAAUUAAGAUGCUAAUUACGCAAUUAGAUCCGUUAACGGAGCAGCAAGUUAUGGGGAUUUACGGUCUGCAGCAGUCCUCACAGCAAGCUGAGGAGGCGCUUUCACAGGGUCUUGAACAACUACAACAGUCGUUGAUCGAUACUAUAGCAAAUGGUUCUAUUAAUGACAGCAUGCAUCACAUGGCUGUUGCAUUGGGGAAGCUUUCAAAUCUUGAAGGCUUUGUCCGACAGGCUGAUAACCUAAGGCAACAAACACUUCACCAACUUCGCCGUAUUUUGACAGUCCGGCAAGCCGCUCGAUGCUUCCUAGUAAUCGGAGAGUACUAUGGUCGGUUACGAGCUCUUAGCUCUUUAUGGGCGUCUCGGCCAAGAGAGACGUUAAUCGUGGACGAUAGUUCUUGUCAGACGACUACGACGGAUCUGCAGAUGGUACAAUCGUCUCAGAACCAGUUCUCCAACUUCUGAUCAAUGCGUAUGAGUGUCUUGAUUAUUAGAUGAUGGAUAUGGGUUCAUGCUGUUGUCCCCCAGCAUUUGAGGUUGUCUAGGCUACUCUUAAUUAGAGAAGAUAUAUAAGAGUUUUCUUCUAUAAUUUUGUUCUAGGUUUUUAUUGUUUUCUUUUUCUUAUACUAUAAUCAUGUCCUCUUGUAAAUGUAAAUCAAUAUUUAUGCAAAUUAUCUUCUUUAAA
Molecule: messenger RNA, 1895 nt
Organism: Sesamum indicum (sesame)
Lineage: Eukaryota; Viridiplantae; Streptophyta; Magnoliopsida; Lamiales; Pedaliaceae
Gene: TGA9
Product: bZIP transcription factor family protein
Biological process (GO): DNA-templated transcription; regulation of DNA-templated transcription
Molecular function (GO): sequence-specific DNA binding; DNA-binding transcription factor activity
Source: RefSeq, a predicted model, not a curated record